Messenger RNA from Triticum aestivum (bread wheat), 500 nucleotides. RefSeq names its product glycolipid transfer protein 3. NCBI's taxonomy places the organism in Eukaryota, Viridiplantae, Streptophyta, Magnoliopsida, Poales, Poaceae. Gene Ontology annotation, molecular function: ceramide 1-phosphate transfer activity; ceramide 1-phosphate binding. Bases 3 to 500 code for a protein of 165 amino acids. Gene Ontology annotation, biological process: intermembrane lipid transfer; ceramide transport. Gene Ontology annotation, cellular component: membrane; cytosol; cytoplasm. The record is from RefSeq and is a predicted model, not a curated record. The transcript is spliced from 4 exons.
AGAUGGAAAGGGAGAAGAUGGAGAGGGGCAAGUCUGAGCUGAGGAUGGCUAUCGAGGACCUCUCCUUGCCCAGCUCAGGAGAUGGUGAAGAUCAGGAGCAGCAGGGAAAAAUUAGGAGGUCAUCCACCAUGGAUCUCCUCUGUGUCUCCAACCAGCUUCUACGUGUCCUUGAUGCGAUUGGGCCAACGCUUCUAGUCCUCAGGCAAGACAUUCAGCAAAAUGUUCAGAGAUUACAGGAUCUCCAUGCAAGAGACACCUCGAAAUACGCGGGCUUGAUGGAGAUCGUGAUGGAAGAAAUGGAGGAAGGGACCUCAAAGAAGACCAACAGUUGUACAAGGGCAAUUAUCUGGCUGGCUAGGUCGGUGAAUUUCUCGAUAUGUUUGCUGGAGAGAUUAGUGAAGAACCCAGAGUCAAGCCUGCAAGAGAUGGUGGAAGAAACAUACGAGAGCACCCUGAAGCCAUUCCAUGGAUGGAUCUCAUCAGCUGCUUACAGGGUAUGA